This is a messenger RNA of Chroicocephalus ridibundus (black-headed gull), 9593 nucleotides long. It is a transcript of the gene MAN2B2, whose product is annotated as mannosidase alpha class 2B member 2. Gene Ontology annotation, molecular function: carbohydrate binding; alpha-mannosidase activity. The coding region runs from base 635 to 3832 and encodes 1065 amino acids. Gene Ontology annotation, biological process: mannose metabolic process. Gene Ontology annotation, cellular component: lysosome. The record is from RefSeq and is a predicted model, not a curated record. The transcript is spliced from 23 exons. NCBI's taxonomy places the organism in Eukaryota, Metazoa, Chordata, Aves, Charadriiformes, Laridae.
GCCAGGACCCGCCGCGCCUGGCACCGCCGGCUGUGCCGCGGACACAACAGGUGUGAGCGGGCGGAGGGUGACCCCGGCACGGCGGAGGGGCUCGGGAGGCUGCCGGCGGGGCCACCCCAGCGGGGCCGGGCGCCCAUUCUGCCUGAGGCGAGCCCCGGUCACGACGGCGGUGGGAUGCGAGGCCACAGCCUAGCUUUCCUGCCGGCCUCCCUGAGCAGAGGCUCCUUCCUGCUCUCGGUUCAACUUCAGCCAUGAGCCGCCCGGCGGGGGCCGUGCCCUGUCCCUCCACAGUGCCUCGGCCACACCUGCCUGUGGUGCGGCCAGCCCGGCGCCCACGGGUGUCCCCAGCUGCACCAGGAGGUGAGGACACCACACGCCAGGGCCAUGCCAUGGUCACCCAGGCUAGCGUCCGUAUGGAUUCUCCUGGCUCGCCACACCAAGCGCCGGCAGCCGCAUUUUCCUCAGGACAUUCACCUCAGCUCUCUUGCUAUCCCUGGGCCGUGUAGGCUGUCUGACAGGAAAAGGCUGUAAAUACCACAUAAAUGGUCAAUGCUGAAAUCAAUGCAAGGCUAGAAAGUGGUUUUCACCUGGUCCCUGGACCCCUGUGGAUCCGCAAACUGCCUUUACAGCAUCCAUGAGAGACAUCCACCCCAAAAGCACCCCAGGAGGGAAAUGCAAAGCAGCUCCUCCCGACGCGCCAGCCCCGCUCCCCGCCCCGGGGAGGCGGUGCCGGGCCGGCGGGACGCGGAAGUGCGGCGGGGAGCCCCGGGGAGCCGCCAUGCGACCCCCCCGCCUCGUCCUCCUCCUCCUCCUCCUGCUCUUCAGCCUCCUCCCGCGGGCCGAUGGCCGGGGAGAGCUGCGGGCCUUCGUGGUCGCCCACAGCCACAUGGACGUCGGCUGGGUUUACACGGUGCAGGAAAGUAUGCACGCUUAUGCAGCAAAUGUCUACACAUCUGUUGUAGAAGAGCUAAUGAAAGGAAAGCACCGCAAAUUUAUUGCUGUGGAGCAGGAAUUCUUUCGACUCUGGUGGGAUGCUGUAGCCACAGAUAUGCACAAGCAGCAGGUCCAUCAGUUACUUCAGGAGGGACGACUGGAAUUUGUCAUUGGAGGGCAAGUGAUGCAUGAUGAAGCUGUGACACUAAUUGAUGAUCAGAUUUUACAGUUGACGGAAGGCCAUGGAUUUUUGUAUGAAACUUUUGGGAUCAGACCCCAGUUUUCUUGGCAUGUCGAUCCUUUUGGUGCUUCAGCUACAACACCAACACUUUUUGCUCUGGCUGGUUUUAAUGCUCAUCUUAUUUCUCGGAUUGACUAUGAUCUGAAGGCUGACAUGCAGAAAAACAAGAAGCUUCAGUUUGUAUGGCAGGGCUCUCCUUCCUUAUCUGAAAGACAGGAGAUCUUCACCCAUGUUAUGGAUCAGUACAGCUACUGUACCCCAUCGCAAAUACCUUUUUCAAACAGAUCAGGAUUUUAUUGGAAUGGAAUUGCAGCUUUCCCAGAUCCACCAAAAGAUGGUGUUUAUCCAAACAUGAGUCUCCCUGUUACAGAUACUAACGUUAAUCUGUAUGCACAAACCAUGGUGGCAAACAUUAAGGAGAGAGCAGCCUGGUUCCGAACGAGUGAUGUUUUGUGGCCAUGGGGCUGUGACAAACAGUUCUUUAAUGCAUCCGUUCAGUACUCCAAUAUGGACCUGUUGUUGGAUUAUAUUAACAAGCAUUCUGAUGAGUUUGGAGUGACUGUCCAGUAUGCCACUGUUGGUGAUUACUUCCAAGCAAUUUAUAACAGAAAUCUUACAUGGGAAAUUCGGGACUCUCAAGACUUUCUUCCAUAUUCAACAGAGCCAUUUCAAGCAUGGACUGGGUUUUAUACUUCUCGGAGCACAUUAAAAGGAAUCGCAAGGAGAGCAAGUUCACUGCUUUAUGCUGGAGAGUCCUUUUUCACACAGUACGUCCGGAAACACCCAGCAAGUUCUAUUUGCAAAUGUAGAGCCUUAAGGCAACUUCAGAGCCUUAGAUGGGCAGUUUCAGAGGUCCAGCACCACGAUGGUAUAACAGGCACAGAGUCUCCCAAGGUGAAGGACAUGUACACGAAUAACUUGAUGUAUGGAAUGUUCAACGUAAAGAAGUUAAUGGCUUCCAUAGUUAUGGACAUGAACAAUGCAAAGAAGAACGGAGAGGUCUAUUCUUCCAUUUACAUUAAUGACUCAGGAAUACCAGGUGCUCCAGAUGUUGACCAAUAUGUUGUUGUCUAUAAUCCACUGGCAUGGAACAUCACUACCUUUGUCGCAGUUUCUGUCAGCCACUUGGAAAUGAGCGUAUAUGAUGAACUGGGACAUUCUGUACCGGCACAGGUUCAAAGCUCAGCGGAGUCCCAUUCUACCUAUGAUCUGUAUAUCCUAGUUGAAAUAAGUGGUCUGAGCUACAGAAAAUACAAUGUUAAACCCUUGAUUGGUAAGCAGUCUGCAUUUAUUGGAAGAUCGGUCAAGUACAAGCGAAAAGAUGUAACUCGUGCAAAUCAACAAAAUCGACAGUUGCUUCCUGUGGUUAACAACUGCUACCAGGUCUUGUUUGACCAAAACACAAAUCUAAUGCACAGCAUUACAGAGAGAGAGUCUAACCAGACUGUCCAGUUGACCCAGGAGUUCCUUGAGUACCAUGUGAAUGGAGAUGUCAUGAAAGGACCCAUUUCAGAUAACUACUUAUUUGCCCCAAAUGCUUCAGCUGUUCCAGUAUCAAAAGCAGUGGGAUUGGAAGUGGUUUCUGGAAACUUGAUGACAGAGAUACGGCAGUAUUUCUACAGUAAUGUUACUUCUCAGGAUUACAUAUAUGCAGUGUAUACCAGGAUGUACACAGUACCAGAAGGCUACGAUGGGAAGUUGCUUUGUCACAGGAUAGAGCAAGAAUACAGUGUUGGGCCUUUGGAAUUAAAUCGUGAAGCAGUUCUAAGAACAAGCACAAAUUUGAACACUAGGCAGCUACUCUACACUGACAGCAAUGGAUAUCAGAUUCAGAAAAGACCAUUCAAGGCAUACGUGAAUAACACAGUGGCUCGGAACUAUUAUCCUAUGGUGCAGACUGCCUACAUUGAAGAUGAUACCACAAGGCUGAUGCUGCUUGCAGAAAGAGCUCAUGGUGUCUCAAGUCAAGGAAAUGGACAAGUGGAGGUGAUGCUUCACAGGAGACUAUGGAACAACCUUCAGUGGGACCUGAAUUACAAUCUCACUUUGAAUGACUCUUCAGUGGUUCGCCCUGUGAUUUGGCUUAUUUUAGGAACCAAGUCUGUCACCAAUAUUUUGUAUCGGACAAGUGGACUGGCGUUAGAACACAGGCCAGUAAUAAUGUUUGGAGCGUUUUCAGGAGAUAAACCAAAGCUACCUGGACAACUUCAGCAGAAUUCAGUCCAUGGUUCACCUGUUACUAUCCCACCUAACCUUCAUCUCCAGACUCUGAGCAUUCCAGGGUGGAGAUACAGCUCUAAUCAUGCAGAACAGGUCCACAGCAUCCGCUUGGGUAAACAGAAGGAAGGGGAUGCAGACUUCAGUCGUGUCCUGCUAAGAAUUAGGCACUUGUAUGAAGUUGGAGAGGAUCCUGUGCUGUCUCAACCUGUGAUGGUAAAUCUGAAGUCUUUGUUAAAGGGAUUAGGAUCAGUGAUGGCAGUGGAAGAGCGAUCACUCACAGGCACCUGGGAUGUAAACACUUUGAAGCGGUGGAAAUGGAAGACUGCACGAUAUCCAAGCAAAGGAUUCUCCAACAGCACAGAGACCUCAGAAAACUGUAUAGUAACGGUUCACCCAAAGGAAAUAAGAACUUUCUUUGUAUACUUCCAGGGUCAAUAAGGUUUGACAUUGUGUUGCAGGAGUGAAUAUGUAAUAGCUUCCAAUUUUUGUUUCAAGAUAUGAGUGAUGAUCUUGAAAAACAUUCUACUGUUAAUGAAAGAAAUAGUCAUUUUGGAAUAAACUCUAAAUUUAAUUAAACUGUUGGCCAGAGUUGUAGGUAUUUUUGUUGGUUAAUUAUUUACAACUCUUUUUUUUGAAACGUGUUCAAUUCAAAAUUGACCUUGGUGUUGCAGUGCAAGCAUAUUGAACAUUUUCAUGCUUGCUGUGGGUGGUUUUAAAGUGAUUGCUUCUAUGAUGCUUCACUGUUGAGCACUGACAAAGUCAUAUUAGUCCUACAGUCUUGAAUUGUCUUUCUAACUAACAUUUGCCAAAUGACCUUCUGUUUCUACACGCAAGGAGGAAUGCCUGUCAUGUGUUCCAGCUACUUUUACUUUUGGACAGCAACUGCAAAGUUUCUGCUUUGCUGUAAACUGAAAUUGAAUGUACUGUUUGUAUUACACUAACUUCAUUCAAAUUGUGUCUCUUAAGGUUCAGAACCAAUUGGCUUGGCUUCACAAUAUCCCAGUCCUGGCUGUUCAGUCUUGUGUUCUGGGUAAACUGGAACGAGUCUGUUGACAGAAGGUGUAUUGCCACAUGGCCAGUAACUAACCCAUCACGUAACCUGAAGCAGGAGCACUGUUCUUAUAACACUGUGAACUUUCAUACUUCUCAGGCUCAAAGAAUGUGUGCAGUGGUAGCAGGAUAUGUUUCAUUAGGAUCAAGUUAAAGUUAAUUAUGGAGGACUGUGUUUAGGGUUAAACUCUCGGUUAAGUGCAAAUUCUAAGCAGAUCUGAUUGAGCAGCAGCUGAAGGAAACUUUGACAGCAGCUAGCUUUCUUAAUAGCUGGUACGUAUUUAUAAUCAAAAGAAAAGUUGCAUUUUUCUAUUUUUCUUCUUAGGUCUAAUCAAUGUGGAGCUGUAGAAUCUGAUUCUGUUCACGUCCCAUUGGGCAUCUCUACUUAUUUUACUUAUUCACCAUGAAAAUGCACAUAGCUGAGAUGAGAAUCAAGUCAGUCAUUUUGCUGCAGUGGUAAUGAUGAAUUAUGCUUGCUGCAACACUGUAAAAAACUGUAUUUCUGACCAGUGGAAUGUAAAACUGAAAGAGGAAAUGUUUAAAAGAGGAAAAUAGGUGGAAAAGAGGACCGGUUUAAAAGAAGAAAAUAGGUGGAAAAGAGGACCGGUUUAAAAGAGGAAAAUAGGUGCCUUUUCAGUCAAUUAAUAAUUCCAGAUCUAGAAUCAUGUAAAAAUUACAUUUUACUGUAGUAAUUGUUCUGAUUUACUUUGACUGUGCAGCAAUAAUUUCCUCCAUGUGGAGACACUACUCAAGAACAAAGGAAACAGAGUGAAAAGGGCUCUCCCAUAAUAGCUAUUGUGAAAUAGUUAUGCUGAAAGAGCUGCGCUGGUGGUCAGUUUUUCCGUGCAGCCAGCCAGUGUAUACUAACUGGCUGCAUCUCAUUAAAAUCACUGCAGAAACUGCCGUGUUCAGUUAUUGGAUGAAGAAAGGUUGUUUUGUAUUUUCUGUUGGUUAUUUUUCAUACUUGGCUAUAAAUAUUUAGUGAUAUGCCAAUCUUACCUGCCCUGCUACAGUGAAAGGCGUUAUCCUGCAACAUUAAGCCCAAAGGGGAAGCAUAUAGCACUAUAACUAGGCUGCAGUAAAGCAUGAUGGCAGCUAUUUUUCGUUUCAUUUUGUGUGUGUAUUUGGAAAAUGAAAUGUGUUCAGCUAGGUCAUUUUCCUUACUUGGUUAUGCCAUGUAGUAUAAUGGGUACACUGUGUAGGUUACACAGUGGUAUGAUUACAAUUCUUAUUUUUGCGACUGAAGUGGAAAUCACUAAUACACAUACUGGUAACAGCAAGUCAUGCUGCUAGGUUAUAAAAAUUGAACUGUAUCUUCACUGGGCAAUUACGUGGUCAAUCCUGGCCAAGCAAUUAAGGAUCCUACAGCUGCUAACUCUGGCGCUGCUUUCCCAGAUGUCAGGUUGAUAUGUUUCUAGUAGGCCGUGUUAGAACAAAUCCUACAAAAAUCUUCUGUAUGCAGGAUACUAUAAACAGGAAUACCUCAUUACCAGCUGAUUUAUCUGUUGGGGGUUUUUCUACUUCAAUUUGUGGAGACUUCCUGAUUUAAAAAAAAAAAAAAAAAAAAAAAACAACAAAAAAACCCCCCAAUAUUUUAUCUGGAGUUAUUUCAGUGCAAUUGGCCAUCAGGGAAUGAUUUGCCAGAGCCAAAUCUUGUAUUGCACCAGAGGCAUCCGAGACUGCAGUCUGUAAAAAGCAUGGCACUCCUGCUAGAAAAAGAUGUCAUUGCAUAUUUUAUAUGUUCUUUUUCCUGAGGAAUCUCGGCCCAAGCAAAUGGGAGCCUGCAGGCAUUCAGAUCUCUGUUGAGGGACAUGUUUAGUAAUCAUCCUUUUUCUUCCCUCACAUGUAUCAAGAUAGUGAGGAGAAAUAUUGCGGUGCUGCGUCAAGACUUGAUAGAAAUCGGGCCACUCUGUACUUAAAUACUACUUCAAAACAUACAUCAAAUGGGACACACGAAAGAAAAGAGGGUGGAUGUAGUGUUAUAAGCAGAGGAAGAAGUCUUGCAUGCAUGCAGUAUGUUUGUGUUACGGUAAAUAAGCUUUGUUUUUUGAUUUUGAUUGAAGUAGCAGUUAUAGAGUGGAAGAGGUAGGAGGAGAUAGCAGAGCACUUGAAUGUUGGAGAAGGAGAGGAUGUGACAAGCAGGGUGCAACUCGUAAGUCUGAAAUACAGAAUCUUCUCAUAACAGCUUAUUUUGUCCACAGCUUCUGGCUGCGGACCCUACAAGACACUGCUGUUCUGGGUCUUGCGGGAGAUCAGGGUUUUUUUUUGCCAGGAAAGCCAAAUUAUAUUCAUUCCAUCAUUUUAUGUAAUUUUGAGGAGCAGAAGCUCGAAUGUCCUCAAGAGCUGGUGGCGUUCCAUUUAUGUCCAGGGACAAAGAGUGACUCUCAAUAAACUCUGUUUUAUCAGCUCUGUUUCCAGUGCCCAAGGCCACUUUUUCAUGUUUGCUCUGCUGGCUCUAGGCUCUGCUGGCUGUAGCGUUGCUCAGCAUCUGAUAUAGUUUGGGUGACAAAAAUGUGACCUCAGUUACAAAGUAGAAAGGAAACCACUCCUAACCAGUGAAGAUGACGGGUUUUCCCCUUACUUGGCAAACAUGUGGUCAGGUUUGUUAUAUUCCACUUUCCUUCCCAUUGCCUUGUUCUGUCUCAAAUACUUGUAGUUACAUCCACGUUGCUGAAAUAUAGAUAUCACAGAAUCAUAGAAUGGUUUAGGUUGGAAGGGACCUUAAAGAUCAUCCAGUUCCAACCCACCUGCCCUGGGCAGGGACACCUCCCGCUAGACCAGGCUGCUCAAAGCCCCAUCCAGCCUGGCCUUGAACACUUCCAGGGAUGGGGCACCCACAGCUUCCCUGGGUGACCUGUUCCAGUGCCUCACCACCCUCACAGGAAAGAAUUUCUUCCUAGUAUCGAAUCUAAAUCUACCCUCCUUCAGUUUGAAACUGUUACCCCUCAUCCUAUCAUUACACUCCCUGAUAAAGAGUCCCUCCCCAUCCUUCCUGUAGGCCCCCUUGAGGUACUGGAAGGCCGCUGUAAGGUCUCCCUGGAGCCUUCUCUUCUCCAGGCUGAACAGCCCCAAUUCUCUCACCUGUCCUCACAGCAGAGGUGCUCCAACCCUCUGAUCAUCUUCGUGGUCCUCUGCUGGACUCGUUCCAACAGGUCCAUGUCCUUCUUAUGUUUGGGGCUCCAGAGCAUUAGUUAUUUGGUCUCACAAGAGAAGUAACUUUUUUGUUUGUUAUUUUGCUUUCUAGGAAAAGUUAAUUCAUAACCUUUAUUUUAAUUAAGCCAGGUGCAAACCUAAAUUAAUGCUAAAGAGAAUAGGUCCUCUUUCAUGCUAGCAUUUACCUUGUUUGAAAAACUCUGCAGAUGGAUGCAUUGAACCCAGUACCCUGAUCUUUUUUUUUCUAUUGUGUAAGAAUUAUGUGGCUGCUCUUUUGAAAGGAAGUCUUUGCAGAUCACUUUAAUCACUAAAUCAGGUGAAAGAAUCACUUGCACUCUUAAAAAUAAUUUCAAAAUUAAUUGUGGCAUCUACAAUUUGCGUAUGUGUUUUGACAGUCCAUUUGUGCUAUGAAGCUGUUUUUCCUACUGAGACGUAAUUUAUUAUUCACAGUUGGAAAAUAAAUUAGGUGUGUUUUUUCUGUGCUAAUAAAUGAUUGUGGUAGGAAGAGUCCUAGAGUCAAUAUCAAAUUAAUGUCUUGGUGGUUUUGUUUGGGUCAUAGCUGGACCAAAUUAAUCAUGUGUAUGUAUCAUACAGAGCACACAGAACACCACUGACUGUCAUGAGAAGUGAUGAGGUCCGUUAUGUUGAAGUUAGGUAGUGGAUAAAAAGCCCAAGUGAUAGCAUGCUUUUCAUCUUGUGUUUGAGUCAGAAGAGGGGACAAUUCAUGAGUUCGUCACAACAAAAGUAAAAUUUCCAUUUUCACCAGAACUUUAUUUUAGCACACCUGCAACUUUCUAAAGUGUUUGUUAUGAUUUGAAGAAGAUUGUGAAAAGGUAAAUGUGAAUUAAAACUUUAAUCUGAUAACGUGUCUUUGACUUAGUACUUUAGUACUUCAGUACUUUCAUACUUUCUCAAGUAUGAAAACUUCGGCUUAAGUUUUCAUAGCAAAUAAAUGUAAAUGGGUUUUGCUCCAUCUUCUUAUUCCAAUGCAGCAGAAUUGCAAACUCAGUUGACUACCUUGAGUUUCACACAUACUCUCCUCAAUGCUGCUGCAGAUUAAUAAACUUUCCCAGCUGACAGUAACACCUCAAAAAUGCUGCUGUCUCGUAAAUACUUGUGUUACAAGCUUUCAGACAAGCCUGACAUAUGGGUAAGGAGGAGGGAAGUGUUUUGGGUCCUCUUUGUUUAACAAAGUUUCAAAUGCAUUUUUCAGUAUGCCUCCACUGGUGUCUUUGAACGCCAUAGAGAAAAGUUUCGGGUAGAUGGAUUUGCGCAAAGCAUCCAGAAGAGACUUGCUAUAACUAUCAUUGCCUCUCCAAGAACAGAGUGCCUCUGCGCUGAGCAGCUGUUCCGCAAUCAUCUCCAGCACACAGAUUCAUCAGAUUGUCUGGAAGAGGCUGCUGAGAAGCAUGAAGACAGUAGCUAAAGUCUCAUCUUCAUAGGCCUUUAAAUGAAGGACUGCGGAAGUGCAAUGGCAAACGUUAACCUGAGACCACUGUACGGAUGCAAAAGCAGUUUUUCAUGUCAUAUCAGAAGAAAGGCUAAUCUGGUGUUGAAAGGUUAGGACACAAUUUAAAAUUUAAAGAAGAAAUGUUCUGAUUUCAGGCAGGAUAGCUGGGCCCUAAAUGAGACACAUCUAUGAUGGCAAUUUCAAAGAGCAUGGGGAAAAUUUGGGUUGCAUUUAGGUUUCUAUCAUCCUCACCACACGAGGGAAGAGGAAGUUAAGUUACAAAUCUGACAUGCUUUCAUUUGUUGUUUUGCUGAUCUUCGACAAAGACACCCUGAUGCAAGUGCUAAUAGUCCUGCGUGAUGAUCAUCAUUUCACUGAAACUUCUUUUAACGAUGUGCUUUGGCUCCUUAGCUACAGGUCCCAAUAAUGUAACAGUCACCCAAACACCAACGAAAAUACAUCUGUCAGUUGGAGAGUACGCCAAAAUCAGCUGUGUUUGGGACAAAUCUGCAUGUUUACGGUAUAGAGUAAGCUGGUAUCUUGUUA